GUCUUCCAGCCUCGGAGGUUACUCCGGGCGUGCUGAGUCCUGGCCAGACAGCCCAAGGGAGCCGCCCUACCCCUUCCCCCGGGACAGCUGGCUGAGACGACCAGGUCACUGGGGCCACGAUGAUUUCCUUCGCGCCUCUCUCGGUGCCACUGGAGCGGCGGCUGCAGACUCUAGCUGUGGUUCACUGGAUUUUCAGUUUCCUGGUUUUGGGCGUAGUCUGCACAGUCAUCUUCAUUGGGCUCCUCUUCACCCGCUUUUGGUUCCUCAGCAUCCUCUAUUCAGCCUGGUGGUACCUGGACAGAGACACCCCAAGGAAAGGUGGGAGACAGAGCCAGACCAUAAAGCAAUGGCGUGUGUGGAAGUACCUGGCAGACUACUUUCCUAUCUCACUCAUCAAGACAGCAGAGUUGGACCCAACCCAGAACUAUAUUGCUGGCUUCCACCCACAUGGCGUUCUGGCUGCUGGAGCCUUUACCAACUUUUGUACAGAAGGCACCAGUUUUUCUUCUGUGUUUCCUGGGAUCCGCUCCCAUCUGAUGAUGCUGACUUUGUGGUUCCGAAUUCCCCUCUUCAGGGAUUAUAUCAUGACUGGAGGUCUAGUCACAUCAGAGAAGGAGUGUGUCUCGUACCUGCUGAGUAAGAAGAAAGGUGGAAACUUGCUGGUGGUCAUUGUGGGAGGGUCCCAGGAGGCCCUGGAUGCUCGUCCUGGAAGCUACACACUACUACUGAGGAACCGGAAAGGAUUUAUUAAACUUGCUUUGCUUCAUGGGGCAGCUCUAGUGCCGAUAUUCUCCUUUGGGGAGAAUGAACUCUUUGACCAAGUUAACAAUCCCCAGGGGUCCUGGCUACGCUGGAUCCAGGAGAAACUGCAGAAGGUCAUGGGCAUCUCCCUCCCGCUUUUCCAUGGCCGAGGGAUCUUCCAGUACAACUUUGGCCUGCUCCCUUACCGGCAGCAAAUCACUACUGUGGUGGGGAAACCCAUCAAGGUGGAGCAAAAUAUCAACCCAUCCCAAGAAGACGUGGACCGUCUGCACCAGCGUUACAUGACAGAACUGUGCAACCUCUUUGAAGCCCACAAGAUCAAAUACAACAUCCCCCCAGAGCAGCACCUGGAGUUCCGAUGAGCCCGCCACCUCCCAUGCUCCCCCUCUGCCCUGUCCUUGGGUGACAUCACAAGACAAUGAAGCCUUGACUAGCAACCGUGGUGCCUAUAGCAGCAGAAGAAACAAUUCCUAUCCAUCUUAUUCAUACUUAGAGGAUAUAGAGUCCAACCCCUUAUUUUACACAUGAGGAAAUGGAGGCCCAGAGACGUGAAGUGACUUUCCCAAGGUCACACAUCUAAUAAGAGUCAGAAACAGGAUUCGAACUAAGGUCUUCUCAACUCCAAAGGCAACACUGUAUGCAUUGACCUACUUAGCUGCUCCAUAAUUCAUGAUAUGAAAAAAUGUCAAAAGUAAUUAAGAAAGCUUCAAUUGAGGGGUUAUGGAAAGGUAAGCACAUGAACGUGUUGUUGGGAAAACUGCAGAUUAGUACAACUAUUUUGGAAAGCAAUCUGAAAUCAUUCAAAUAAAGGGCUAAAAUGUUCAUGCCCUUGGUUCUAGAAAAUUCUGCUGCUAGUCAUAUAUCCCGAGGAGGGCAUUGAUAAAAAGAAAGGCACCAGAUACACCAAAGUAUUGAUGGCAGCACUUUUUUGUUAGCAGAGAACUAAAAACAAAGUAGCUGCCCAUCUGCUGGGGAAUGGCUAAACAAACUACGGUCCAUGAAUGUAAUGGAAUAUU
Molecule: messenger RNA, 1778 nt
Organism: Vombatus ursinus (common wombat)
Lineage: Eukaryota; Metazoa; Chordata; Mammalia; Diprotodontia; Vombatidae
Gene: MOGAT2
Product: monoacylglycerol O-acyltransferase 2
Exons: 6
Coding region: 120-1124 (334 amino acids)
Biological process (GO): diacylglycerol biosynthetic process; triglyceride biosynthetic process
Cellular component (GO): endoplasmic reticulum membrane
Molecular function (GO): 2-acylglycerol O-acyltransferase activity; diacylglycerol O-acyltransferase activity
Source: RefSeq, a predicted model, not a curated record